AUGGCAUCUGCAGAUGAUCACCACGCUGGCCGUCGAGCCCGCGAGAUAUAUCGCUAUUUUCGACAAGCCCCCACAGACGAAACACAGGGCAAGGAUGGAUCUCCUGCGCCGGCAAACCAACCCCCGACCUUACAACGCUCACCAUCCGGCUCGACAGUUUCACGAGGCUCAUGCACCCCAUCGCUAUGGGAUCGCAUGCCAGACUCCUUGGCCCUGGGAACCUCAAAUCCCACAUUGAACUCCUUUGCGCAAUUAGCGGCGCUACGGUUGAACGUGGAUCGAGUCUUCAUCAGUGUUUCGGAUCGAGAUUCACAAUUUAUUAUUGCGCAAGCUGCGCAAACGAAGAAGGGGGAUGAGAAAUAUAACUCUCUCAGUGAUGGCAUUUACAAAGGCUGUGCUACCCUCGAUGUCAAUUCUUGGACCCCUUGUCAGGAUACAAUUGCUCUGUCGCAAUCCAAAAGAGAGCAAGGAGAAUACAACUUUAUAAUUUCGAAUGACAUGACUCAAGACACAAAGUAUAAAGAUCUACCAUUUGUGAAGGAGAGCCCCAAUUUCCGGUUCUAUGCAGGCACGCCUCUCACUACAGAAAGCAACAUUAACGUGGGCUGUUUCUUCGCUCUCGAUACAAAACCGCGUUCUGAGUUCUCCGAAUCAGAUCAAGAGAUGAUGGGUACCAUGGGUAUGCUCAUCAUGGACUACCUGAUGGUUAGUCGCCAGGCCUCCGAAGGUCGCCGCGCAGCCAGGUUAUCUCGUGGCCUGAACCUCUUCAUCGACAGCAAGUCAAGCUUCCAGGAUCUAUCUGAAGAGUCGAAUGCCCGCAACUCCCACUCUCCAUGCAAUACACCUCCGUCUUCAAAAACGAGAGAAGACAACCGUCUCGCUGUUAGUGAGAAUCUUCCGUCUCGACGUUCUCGUUCUAGGGACAGCGAUUGCUCCAGCUUAUCAGAGAACCGAGGAAUCCAGUCUCUUUCCUCCAGCUUCGAUUCGAGUUUGAAACCCCGUUUCCCCGGUCUGGGAUCUAGAAAAAGUCGCGAACACGACGAACAAAAAGGGAACGGUUGGACCUUCCAACGGGCUGCGAAUCUGAUCCGCGAAAGCCUCGAGUUAGAAGGUGAUAGUGGGGUCGCAUUUGUCGAGGCAGGCAACGACCCAGAACUCGACAAUGAAACAGGAAGUGAUACUGCGAGUACCAAGGUCCGAAAAGUCGCCCCUAUAUUGAGCAUCUCCACAGGAGAGAACUCAUUUGGUCCUGAGAAUGGCUGUCUUUCGCAGUUCCCUGUGGCCAAGAUAGACGAGGUUUUCAUGCAAGGAUUGCUGCACCGCUAUUCUCAAGGCAAAAUCUGGUCAUUUCAUCGUGAUGGCUUGUUCUCUAGCUCGGAUAGUGAGGAUGCGCCUCGUGAAAGUCGAUCUCGGACACGUGCUCGUUCUCCGCGGUCGAAGAGACCGAGGAAGUGGAAGACCCUGGAGAACACGAUGCUUAACCGCUUGUUCCCUGGAGCUACACAGGUUAUAUUUGCUCCGUUGUGGAAUUCUGCCAAUUCUCGAUGGUUUGGUGGUUGUUUUUGUUGGAACAAUGUCGAGAAUGUCGUUUUCGACCCAGCGGUAGAGCUGAGCUCUGUUCUGGGCUUUGGAUCUUCAAUCAUGGCUGAAUGUAAUCGAGUUGAGGCGCACAUCUCAAAUCGCCAAAAGGAGGAUUUUCUCGGUAGUGUUUCGCAUGAACUACGAAGUCCACUCCAUGGAGUUCUAGCAGCAGCAGAGCUACUCCAGGGCACACAAUUUGAUGAUUUUCAAGGCUCACUGCUUGAAACGAUCAAUGCCUGUGGUCGGACAUUACUUGACACGAUGAAUCAAGUCCUGGAUUAUACUAAACUGGUUUCCCUGGAGAAGGACCUCCGGCAUUUGAAGAGAAACAUGACCUCCCAUGUCGAUAUCAAAAGUCUACAACGGUUUGCGGGUCACUUGGACGCAUACACAUCUACGGAUCUCUCACUUCUCUCUGAAGAGGUUGUGGACGGGGUGUGUCUGGGCCAUUCAUAUAGCCAGCGGCCCGCAGCCUUCCUUGACGCAACAGGCGCCCACUUGACCAACUCCAAAGAAUCGGAAGUUGAUAUUCCUGAAUUGCACGUGGACGUCACACUGGAUAUAACGCAGCAAGAUUGGGUCUAUCACAUGCCGCCUGGUGCCUUUCGACGAAUCAUCAUGAACCUACUUAGCAAUGCCGUCAAGUACACGGAUUCAGGCCGUGUCUCGCUUUCCCUCGAAGCCAAGGAAGCCCCGGAGAGUCGGUAUCUUCAUACUGGCACCCGGGAAGAUCUGAUCACCCUGGCAGUCUCUGACACUGGCAGGGGUAUGUCUGCAGAUUUCCAGCGGGGCAAGCUGUUUGUGCCAUUUUCCCAGGAAAACAGUCUCGCUGAAGGAACAGGCCUGGGUCUCUCCAUUGUUCGCAGCCUGGUCAAGUCUUUGAGCGGUACAAUCAAUGUCGACAGUCGUCCAGGAGAAGGUACAACCUUCAAAGUGACAAUCCCACUGGCUCGUCACGACCAAGAAGAUUUCAACAGCAUUCCAGGUGCCUUACCCUCGCCUCCACGAGAGGAUUCAGACUUCACCACGAACGAAAUUAGUCUUCUGCGAGAUACACACGCCGGUCGAAAAGUCGCCAUUCUAGGCUUUGAGCCCAAUGACGCACGCAAACAUCCUUUCUGGGGAACCAUCUCUCGCUAUCUGAUCGACUGGUACGGGCUGGACCUAAUCUCGCCGUCAUCUGAUACAGAGAUCGAUAUCAUUCUGGCUGACAGGCCACCACUGAAGAUAGCUUCAGAGUGUUUCGCGGACAGGAAUCAAGCUGUGCUGGUUGUAAGCAGCAAGUACGUCGGCCACGAGUCCGUUCGAGCAGAGUGGUCUCCAUUCACCAAGAUGGUGAAUGUAAUCAGUCGACCAUGCGGCCCUCACAAGCUUGCUCGGUUCCUGCAAAAAUGCUUCGAUAAAGAUGGGACUACUUCAGACUUGGACCCCAUCGCCCCUUUGAACCCCAACCCCGAAUACCCAUCAGCGCCUGCUGAAAAUGCCAUUCCUCCUGAACAUCAUACCCAUGACAACGACAAACCUCCGACUCCCAACACUUCAAAUUCUCCCCCCGAAAAAGUCGACCCCCUCCCACCCACCGAAACCACCACACCUGAACCUCGCAAACCACGCGUCCUAGUGGUCGAAGAUAACAAAAUCAACCUAAACCUCAUGCUCGCCUUCCUCAAAAAGCAAAGACUGGUAACCCUCGACUCAGCCGAAAACGGUCAGCUUGCUGUCAACGCAGUCGACCAAUUAAAAGAGAACUAUGAUAUUAUUUUCAUGGAUAUCUCCAUGCCAGUGAUGGAUGGCUUUGACGCCACGCGAGCUAUCCGAAAUCUGGAAAAACAGCGCGGUGUAGAUUCGACUACGUCUACCAUUAUUGCGCUUACGGGACUGAGUGGCUCGAAUGAUGAACUUGAAGCCCUGGGUGCGGGGAUGGAUCUGUUCCUUACUAAACCUGUCACUAUGAAGAAUGUUUCGAAGAUCUUGGAUCAGUGGUCUGAUCGAGGGUUGAAGGAUGGUUGA
Molecule: messenger RNA, 3591 nt
Organism: Penicillium salamii
Lineage: Eukaryota; Fungi; Ascomycota; Eurotiomycetes; Eurotiales; Aspergillaceae
Source: the annotation of a GenBank genome assembly